GAUAGUGCACAGCGCAUAUCCUGUUCAAAGUCUUUAUCAGUGAGGGCCAGCCGGCAACAUCACACUCUGAAACUGACGAGAGCAACGCGCCUUAGCAGGGACGACAUACAACACUCACGCCAUUUUGAGGAUGAAGGGGCUCCAUCUUCUGUGUCUUCUCAUCUUUGGAGUUCAAGUCUCGUUGCCGUGCCCCAAUCCUUGCUCUUGUCAUGGCAGCCAGGUGGAUUGCAGCAGCAGGUUUCUUAACUCCUCCAACCUCCCCAGCGUUUUCCCCGCGGGCACCACCGAGCUGCGCCUUCACAACAAUCGGUUGACCACCCUCCCGAACGGCCUUUUGGACAAGCUCUCGUCUCUCCACGAGGUCUCCUUGCACGGAAACCCGUGGACCUGCGACUGCGGUGUCCUCUACCUGCGAGCCUGGCUGAGACGUCGUCCCGUAGGAAGGCCCUCGGCCCACAUUAACUGCAGCUCUCCUACCCGCCUCAGAGGGAGGCUGGUGGAGUAUCUGACUGAGCAGGAAGUGCUGGACUCCUGCCACUACUGGUACUGUGACCUGGCUUUGACUUCGCAGGCAUUGCUGUUUGUGUUUGUGCUGGUGCAGGCUGCACUUCUGACCGGUGUCAUCGUGUUCCUGAGGCGGUUUGAGAAGCUCUCCAGAGAGGCCAGGAGGACCAAGGAGGAGAGCCUCACAGAAGGGGAAGCUCAGAGGGAUUCUGUUGUUUUGCCCUUAACUGACAGGAGCAGUUGAAAUGGCUGUGUUCAACACAAAACUUAUUCACCAAAUUUUCAAAUAAUCAGAAAGAUUUUUUAAAGUUUCAACUGUGUAGUCUAUGUGCUUAUCCUGUAUGGAUGUUUUGUUUGAUUGUUACUCUCUUUGCUGCCCCCAUGGCCAAGUCACUCUUGGAAAACAGAUUUGUAAUCUCAAUAUUUCCCCCCAACCUAAGGAGAAAACAAUAUGCAAACAUUUUUCUUUUUUUUUAUUGUUUUGUUAAUAAAGCAUCUCAAGUAAACGUCA
Syngnathus typhle (broad-nosed pipefish) is the source of this 1015-nucleotide messenger RNA. It is a transcript of the gene gp1bb, whose product is annotated as glycoprotein Ib platelet subunit beta. Bases 131 to 748 code for a protein of 205 amino acids. The transcript is spliced from 2 exons. The record is from RefSeq and is a predicted model, not a curated record. Lineage: Eukaryota; Metazoa; Chordata; Actinopteri; Syngnathiformes; Syngnathidae.